Messenger RNA from Emiliania huxleyi CCMP1516, 2208 nucleotides. RefSeq lists its product as hypothetical. The record is from RefSeq and is a predicted model, not a curated record. NCBI's taxonomy places the organism in Eukaryota, Haptophyta, Isochrysidales, Noelaerhabdaceae. The coding region runs from base 1 to 2208 and encodes 735 amino acids. The transcript has 2 exons.
AUGGCCGCGCCGAUUCUGGCGACCGUCUUGCUCGCCUUCGCCGCCGAGGUCACCGCAGUCACCGCGGGCGGCGUCGAUGUCACCGCCGCAACCCAGUACGGCUCGGUCGUUGGUAAAUACUCGCGGUACGAUGGCGUCAACCGGUUCUUUGGCAUUCCUGUCGCCGCGACCACCGGUGCAGCGAACCGCUUCAAAGAGCCGCAGCCACCGGCUACCUGGGCUCUCCCUAUGACGACAAUCGAGAGCAAGCAGUGCCUUCACGUCGGCGACUCCGGAGUAGUAGGCAGUGAAGACUGCCUCGCCGUCGACAUCAUCGCGCCAUCAAACCCCCUCGACCUGACCGGGUCGCCCACCGUCGCCGCGCCUGGGUCAUACCCGGUCCAGGUCGUGCUCGGAGGAUCCUUGGACCCAUCUCUCCUCAAGGACGACACGUACGCCGGACCUGGCGAGAAGCCGGUUGUCACCGUCAGGGUCACCCACCGAGUCGGCGUCCUAGGUGGCCUGUCGCAUCCCGCGCUCCGCAAUGGGAUUGACGGAAACUCGUACAGUGGGAACUGGAUGCUACACGACGUCCUCAAUGCCCUGCGCUGGGUCCAGGCCAACAUCGCAAGUUUUGGAGGCGACCCCAAUAAGGUUGCGGUCCACGGGCAGGGCACGGGCGCCACGCUCGCGGGCCUGUUGUUGGCGUCACCUCUGUCCUACAGCGGCACCUACGCCGUGAGCGGACCCCUCUUCUCCUCCAUUAUUAUGCAAUCCCCGGUUAGUUUGGGCGGUCCAAGUGCCUUCUUCUCGCAGGCGGUCCGCGACGCCGCUGGCGCAGAGACGGUUCGGAUCGCAGGCUGCGCCGAAGAUUACGGAUCGCUAGAAGCGUCUACGGGGACGCUCACGUCCAUCGCCGAAUGCCUGCGCUUUUCCACCACUGCGGCACUCCUCCAGACGUCCCCAUAUCUGGUGGAUGUGGUUACAUUCGACAGCAAUUUUGGAGACGGCACUGCAUUUCUGCUAUACAGCCAUGACUUGGCAGUCAACCCUGUGGUCGAUGGCUACGCUCUCCCCUUGCCACCGCUCGAUCUCAUCGAGGCGGAGAAUGGUGCUAACGUCAACGUCAUCAUUGGGCAGACUAUCGACGACUACGCACCCUUUUUGGACGAUGAGCCGCCAGACCUGGCUGGCGCAGCGGGUGUGGCAGCGUAUCGCAUCUUGUACGGUCCCCUUGCCGCAUAUGAGUUGAACCACACUGCAACCAUCGGUGAUCUGCAGGCGGCCAGCCUUGCGCUCCCGAUCGGAACCAUCGAGAGCUACUACAGCUCCAUCGCAGAUCCAUACCAGCAGAUGGUCGCGGCGAGCACUGAUGGCUACUAUUCGGUCAAUCUGAAUAAUGUCAUUGACAAGCUGGUGGACCAGGAUGCCCGCACGGCAGGCACCGUCUUCCGCUACUUGUUCGCGGACCCCAUACAGGAUGAGGCCUGGCCGGCGCCACUUGAGCCGUCGCCCUCUCCUGCCGAUCCUCUCCCCUCGCCCGAACCUUCUCCGUCACCGUCUGCGCAACCCUCAAUCGCACGCUGGGGAGUCCCAAACAUGGCCGAUCUCACGUUCACUUGGUCCUUGUACUCGGCGGGCAAGAAUGUGAUGACGGACAUCAUUCCAAUGACGGCCGGCAGCGUCACCUACACUGCCGAGCAAAAUGAGAUGGGCGCCAGCAUGAAGACAUACUGGACCAACUUUUUCUAUGACGGAGUGCCGGGCACGAAUGGGAUCACUGCGUGGGCACCUAGCACGCGCACCGAAAGGCACACCAUCGUCUUCCAAUCGACCGUCCUAGGCGGUGCUGCCCUCGACCCCUGCGCCAUGUUCACGUCUUGCAUGGCCGAGCCCACUGCCGACUUCCGCCGGUCGCAGCAUUCGUUUUGGACGUCGGGGCUUAUCAGCCAGCCCGCCCUCCCAACCUGCUCGCCGGUGAUAGUCGGCCUCAGCCACAUCAGUCCAUGGCAGUUUACCUCGAAUUGCGGCGUCGAUCUUCCCCUUAACUCGCCCCGGCCCAGUCGAACCCCAACUCUGGAGUCGGGCCUCGAGGCCGGAAACAAGACAUAUGAAGGUAGCUACGACGUUUCGCCUGGCGGUGGCGCGUGGAUCGUGCUCCACAGGCUGCCACAGCCUUUAGACAUUACGCUUUACGGAGUGCACGCUCGGAAGAACACGCUUUGCUGA